UUGAGUGGUAGGUACCGCAGCUAACUCCAUGAUAAAUGCUUGCAAAGUCUCGUGCUAAUCUCAAACACUUCCAGUCUUCCUCCAUUUUUCUCUCUGCUUAAUUCUCUUCGGGCUCUGCCACAGCUUUUCUUCCUGGGAAGAGGCCUGCAAAUCUCCCCAUGGGGUCUGAGAUGGUUAUGGUGGAUGAACACCCUUUUCCUCAGCAGAUCACCACUACCAAGGCUCUCUCGCUGAUGGGUCAUGGACUCACGGAUGUUGAGAUACAUUUCCUCCAAAUCAAGUUCACUGCUAUCGGAGUGUACUUGGAUCCUGAAAUUGUCGUACAUCUAAAGCAAUGGAAGGGGAAGCCAGGAAACGUGUUGGCCACAGACGAUGACUUCUUCGAAGCUGUCGCUUCUGCCCCUGUAGCGAAAUUCUUCAGAAUCGUCGUGAUCAAAGAGAUCAAAGGCUCUCAGUACGGGGGGCUUCUGGAGAGCGCCGUCAGGGACAGGCUUGCGGCUGAAGACAAGUACGAGGAGGAGGAGGAAGAGGGCCUCGAGAAAAUAGUCGAGUUCUUCCAGUCCAAGUACUGCAAGAGCAAAUCGGUCAUCACAUUCCACUUCCCAGCAACUUCCAACACUGCUGAGAUUGCCUUCAGCACCGAAGGGAAGGAGGAUGCAAAGAUGGUGGUGGAGAACGGGAACGUGGCCCAGAUGAUCAAGAAGUGGUACUUGGGAGGGACCAGCGGAGUGUCUCCGAGCACCAUCACCAGUCUUGCCAACAACCUCUCUGAGAAGUUGUCCAAAUGAGAGAGAGAGAGAGAGAGAGAGAGAGAGAGAGAGAGAGAGAGAGAGAUACUGGUGAUGGGUCUAUGUAAUAAGUGACCGACGAAUGAGACUUUGAGUUUGAAUCGCCCCGUCUUUGCUUCCCCUGUUUUUGCCUCGGCCUAUAUUCCCUUUAGGCCAGUUCAGCUCAUAUUUCUCCUCUGUGGAAGCUUGAAAACAUGUCAAGAUGACAUUUUGAAUGUGUUAGGCAAUCAAUGGAUUCGUACGCCAUAGCAGGGAAAUAAAUUCAUUGACCUAUCAAUUAG
Rhodamnia argentea is the source of this 1069-nucleotide messenger RNA. RefSeq names its product chalcone isomerase-like protein 2. The record is from RefSeq and is a predicted model, not a curated record. The transcript is spliced from 5 exons. Bases 159 to 788 code for a protein of 209 amino acids. Gene Ontology annotation, molecular function: intramolecular lyase activity. NCBI's taxonomy places the organism in Eukaryota, Viridiplantae, Streptophyta, Magnoliopsida, Myrtales, Myrtaceae.